AUGUAUGCGCAUGUCUGCCUGGCAACUUCCGUUGUCUAUGAAGUUAGUAUUCUCACUUUCCUUCUCAGUGUCUCUUAUCGUAUAGCGUUUAAUUUCUUUCUGCAGUGCUUCCGCUUCCUUGAGUCUAUUGUGGAGUUUAAAUCAAACUUUCUUUUUCUUUCUUUCUUUCUUUCUUUCUUUCUUUCUUUCUUUCUUUCUUUCGUUUAUUAUCUAAUAUUUCAUUAUAUUUUCAAAAUAUCAUUCGUCGUUACGAUUUCUUCUUUUUCUUCAUUCUUUCCUUCUCUAUUUUAUUUUACCCUUUUUUCCUCUGAUUUCUUUCCUACUUGUGAGAUAAAGAGCUUCACUAUCGUUUAUUCUUCAGCCGAUUAUUCUUAUACUGACUUAUUCUUAGACAUGAAUUUUGAUCUUUUUCUUUCUUUUUAUAUUUCUUUCUUUUUGUAUUCCUUUCUCUUUCUUUCUUUCUGUCUUUUUCUUUAUAUCUUUUUAAUAUUCCCUUCUUUCUUUCUCGCUUUCUAUUUCUUUCCUUCUAUUUUUCUUACUUUUUUUCCUUUCUUUCUUUCUUUCUUUCUUUCUUUCUUUCUUCUUUUCCUUUCUUGCUUUUUUUCAACCGCUCGACUCUUUACGUCAGCGUUCGGGGGUAAAUUUCUAUUCACUUGUGAAUAG
Molecule: messenger RNA, 663 nt
Organism: Acanthosepion pharaonis
Lineage: Eukaryota; Metazoa; Mollusca; Cephalopoda; Sepiida; Sepiidae
Source: the annotation of a GenBank genome assembly